UUUGAAUAGAUCUGUCGUUCCUCACUGUUCUGCACACUGCUUGUGUAAAGCAGAGCUACAGAGAGACAGAGAAAGAAAGAGAGAGAGCGAGAGAAAGAAAUAUAUAUAGAGAGAGGGAGAGUGAGAGAAAAGGACAGACCUCAAGCUUACCUUUCUCAGAAAAGAUGGCCAAGACUGGAACAAUUUCACAUGAAGAGCUGGAGGAGCUGCGGGAGGCCUUCAACAAAGUGGAUCUGGACUCUAACGGCUACAUCAGCACAGAUGAGCUGAACGAGUUGUUUAAAGUGGCCAAUCUUCCUCUGCCGGGAUAUCGAAUUCGUGAGAUCAUCCAGGAGCUCAGCCAAACCAUGGACCAGGACAAGGAUGGCAAGAUCACGUUCGAUGAGUUUGCAAAGGUCUUUAAUGAGCUGAAGAGCUCGGAGGUGGCCAAAACUUUCCGCAAGGCCAUCAACAAGAAGGAGGGGAUUUACUCUGUAGCAGGAACCUCAGAGCAAUCGGGCACACAGCACUCGUACUCGGAGGAGGAGAAGGUGGCUUUUGUAAACUGGAUCAACAAGGCCUUGGAGAAAGAUGCUGACUGCAAACAUGUCCUCCCCAUGGACCCGAGCUCAGAUGACCUGUUCACAGCUGUGGGAGAUGGCAUUGUCCUCUGUAAAAUGAUCAACUUGUCUGUCCCCGACACCAUUGAUGAGAGAACCAUCAAUAAGAAGAAGCUCACACCUUUUACCAUCCAGGAGAAUCUCAACCUGGCUCUGAACUCGUCCUCGGCUAUCGGAUGCCAUGUUGUGAAUAUCGGAGCAGCAGACCUGAAGGAAGGCAGGCAACAUUUGGUUCUCGGUCUUCUGUGGCAGAUCAUCAAAAUCGGUCUGUUAGCCGAUAUUGAGAUCAGCAGGAAUGAAGCCUUGAUUGCUUUGCUGAGGGAUGGUGAGAGUCUAGAGGAUCUGAUGAAGCUUUCCCCUGAAGAGCUGCUUCUGCGAUGGGCCAACUACCACCUUGAGCAGGCUGGCUGCCCAAGGAUUAACAAUUUCAGCUCUGAUAUUAAGGAUUCCAAGGCUUACUACAACAUCCUGAACCAGGUGGCUCCUAAAGGAGAUGAAGAAGGCAUCCCUCCCAUCCCUAUCGACAUGUCAGGACUCAGGGAAAAAGACGACCUGAAGAGAGCAGAGUCCAUGCUGGAGCAGGCAGACCGCCUCGGCUGUCGUCAGUUCGUCACAGCGAAUGAUGUUGUGCGAGGAAAUCCCAAGCUUAACCUGGCCUACGUGGCCAACCUCUUUAACAAAUAUCCUGCUCUGAAGAAGCCCGAGAACCAGGACAUUGACUGGAGCUCCAUCGAGGGUGAAACCAGAGAGGAACGCACUUUCCGUAACUGGAUGAACUCGCUUGGGGUCAAUCCUCGUGUCAACCAUCUCUAUGUGGACCUGGCUGAUGCUCUGGUCAUCUUCCAGCUGUAUGAGAAGAUCAAAGUGCCUGUAGAUUGGGACAAAGUGAACAAACCUCCGUAUCCCAAACUGGGCAGCAACAUGAAGAAGCUGGAGAACUGUAACUAUGCAGUGGAAUUGGGGAAGAAAGAGGCGAAGUUUUCUCUGGUGGGGAUCGCCGGGCAGGACCUGAACGAGGGCAACCGCACGCUCACUCUCGCUCUGCUCUGGCAGCUCAUGAGGAGGUACACUCUGAACAUCCUGGAGGAGCUUGGAGAUGGGCAGAAGGUCACCGAUGACACCAUCGUCCACUGGGUGAAUGACACGCUCAGGCAAGCUGGAAAGAACACCAUCUCAGGUUUCAAGGAUGGAUCCAUAAGCACUAGCUUGCCAGUGCUGGACCUCAUUGAUGCCAUCCAGCCAGGAUCGAUCCGCUACGACUUGGUCAAGACUGAAGAUCUCACUGAUGAAGAAAAACUCAACAACGCCAAGUAUGCCAUCUCCAUGGCCAGGAAGAUCGGCGCUCGGGUUUACGCACUUCCUGAAGACUUAGUAGAAGUCAAGCCCAAAAUGGUGAUGACGGUUUACGCCUGCCUCAUGGCCCGAGGAAUGAAGCGAGUGUAGUGCGAGGAGCUAACCGAGGGAAAGAAGCCUUUCAUCUCUGCUUAGUAUUUUACCAAAGAUUUGUUUUCCAUUUCCUUGCUGUAUUCAGUAUGUUGGAGACAAAAAAAGAAACAAGUGUGAAGCUCGCAGGACUGACUGGACCAACCAGUGUUCUUUUUCUCUCUAAUAUCACCUUUGUCCCAUGCUAACAUUCUUGCCUAGCAUAACAGAAAAAAACAGAGAUGUAUGUAUGUUGAGAAGCAUAAAAUCAUUUCAUGCAUUCCCUCUAGCCAUCACACAGGUGCUGUGUUUGAGGCACAGGACAUUUUGAAAUCAGGAAUAAAUAAAACUGAUAGUUUUCUACUAAAA
This is a messenger RNA of Hemibagrus wyckioides, 2390 nucleotides long. RefSeq names its product lymphocyte cytosolic protein 1 (L-plastin) (gene lcp1). The transcript is spliced from 16 exons. Gene Ontology annotation, biological process: actin filament network formation; actin filament bundle assembly. Lineage: Eukaryota; Metazoa; Chordata; Actinopteri; Siluriformes; Bagridae. Gene Ontology annotation, molecular function: calcium ion binding; actin filament binding. Bases 165 to 2042 code for a protein of 625 amino acids. The record is from RefSeq and is a predicted model, not a curated record. Gene Ontology annotation, cellular component: actin filament bundle; actin filament; cytoplasm.